UUACACCUCAUCCUCUCGGUCUUCCUCUAGCAAAGAACACCCCUGUUCUAAUCUCAGCACAUCUGACGAAUAUAGUACCUUCAACCAUCUUCUCACAGCCGUCUGGCCCUCGUCCGCCGGAACGUCAACUCGUCGCUCCUGUUCCGAUGGCUUUCAACUCGGGAACGUCAGUUCGUCGCUUCUUGCUCUCGGCUUUCGUUCUGGUUCUGCUCUUGGACGUCGCAUAUGGCACCGACUGCUCCUCGUUCUGUGGGAAAUACCCAGACACGAAUUGCCUCCCCCAAUGUCAGACGUGCGAGGCGUCAACCAAACCUUUCCUGUGCAUCGCCAGCUUCGAGGAUCAAAGCGCGACGCACUGGCAGUGCAGUUACGCCUGCUGGCCGCGCACGCUGCUAUGGCUCGGAGUCUCUCUCGGCAUAAGCCUGAUCGUUCUCGUCGUCUUCUGCGUGUUGAGGCGCAACCGCCAGCAGGCCGAGGCGAAAUACGCCGCCAACGCCCCGCCCGCGGGGGCAGCCUACCCGCCACCUGGAGGCUAUCCGCCCGCAGUCAACGUGUAGCUAGUACCCAAAACUAGCUAACCCAGGAGCUCUCUCUCUGCAGAGGCAGAGAAGAGUCUCCUCAAUAAAGAGGCGAACAAUGAAGCGAACUAGCCUAAAUGCAACAAAAGGAAAGCUAUUAUCGGCCGCCUGUAUUGCCUUGCUUUACUAUUGUGAUUUGGUUCG
Molecule: messenger RNA, 722 nt
Organism: Closterium sp. NIES-67
Lineage: Eukaryota; Viridiplantae; Streptophyta; Zygnematophyceae; Desmidiales; Closteriaceae
Source: the annotation of a GenBank genome assembly